AUGUCCUCGGGAAACGUAUCGCCGGCAGGCAGCCCCGGUCCCAGUGUGCGUGAAAGCAUUGCGGCAGCAGCUGCUCGCCGGACGCAACAAAAAGCUGCCUUGCACGCCGAAGAACAGCAUCGGCGGGAGCACGACAAGAGACAAGAGUUCAGACGGCUGAUAGAGCCUGGUAUAUUCACGCGCAAUCCAGAUGAAGUGUCCAUGGUCGCUCUGCGUACCCUGUCCACCAUAGCAGACAACCUGCUGCGAGAACCGAACAACUCUAAGUUCCAGAGAUUCAAGCCGACCAACAGCACCAUCAAGGAGCGCCUGAUAGACCCCAAGGGCGCGUUAGAGUAUGCAAUAGCUCUCGGAUUUCGUACAGAGGUUGAGGAGUUUCAGCCUUACUACGUCUUCAAUCCGCGCCACAUGGACGAUCUCCGCAUAGGAGCCGCCAUUAUCCACGAAGUACUGGACCGCAAAGCGGAGCAGCAAGAACGGAUGAAGCGAUGGAAAGAGCAAGAGAAGGUAGCCGCUGCGAGUGUAGCGCAGAACGUCAAACUCGCCUUCAUGGACGACCGUAAGAGUAAGCUCCUUAACGACAAACGGGAAAAGGAGCUCAGAGAGGCGCGAGCUACUGCAGCUGCAAGCAGGCAAUCUAUGUCUCCUCCCGCUUCUCCUUCUACAUCUGCUGUACGAAUGACAGGCCCAGGGAGAACCUUAUCAGGUGCUAUUGUCCAUGGCGACGACCUCGACAUACCACCUCCCUACCCUCGACGUGGCUCAGAUGAUGGCUCUGAAAUGGAUUAG
Messenger RNA from Gloeophyllum trabeum ATCC 11539, 789 nucleotides. RefSeq lists its product as uncharacterized. The transcript is spliced from 5 exons. NCBI's taxonomy places the organism in Eukaryota, Fungi, Basidiomycota, Agaricomycetes, Gloeophyllales, Gloeophyllaceae. The record is from RefSeq and is a predicted model, not a curated record. The coding region runs from base 1 to 789 and encodes 262 amino acids.